AUGGUUGACAAUGCUCAAAGGAUCAUCACGCAUAUGAACAAGGACCACAAACUGGCUUUAGAAGAUUACUUGUACGUGUACGGAGGCGUGCCCAUCACAGAAAAGAUCAAACAUGUGAGGUUGCAUGGCAUUGAAUUGGAGUGUAUGACGUUGCAGUUCAUGCAUGAGGACAUCGACUGCGACGUCGAGAAGACAAUUCUGUUCAAACCGCCUCUGAAGGACUGGUCCGAAGCGAAGAGCAGGCUAGUGACGAUGGCUCACGAGGCUGCUGAUAAACGGAACCUCUCGCACAUCCAGAUAAACGAUAUGAGCUACCCCGACACGGCAAUCGAGUAUAUCGUGAUAAUUGGCGUUUUUCUGCCCUUUAUCUGUUACAAAUGGCGCAAGGUGUUAUCAUGGUUGCCAUUGCCCUCGCUUGUUAUCGAGUUUCUGGACAAUGACAACGUGCUGCGAGGAAUAAUGGCACUUGCCAUCGUAACGCAUGUUCUUGAGACUUGGACGCUUCUGAGACCGAGAUUGAACUACUACAGGGUGCCAACCGACUUCCUGGUGGAAUGGUAUCUGUUUGGGCUGUUGGAAGGCUUUGCCCCCGUCAAGAGACUGGAACGUAUGGCACGGGAAAAACUCAGGGAGAAGAGAUAA
Molecule: messenger RNA, 642 nt
Organism: Torulaspora globosa
Lineage: Eukaryota; Fungi; Ascomycota; Saccharomycetes; Saccharomycetales; Saccharomycetaceae
Exons: 1
Coding region: 1-642 (213 amino acids)
Source: RefSeq, a predicted model, not a curated record